AUGAAAACAAGAAACCAGAAAAUUACCAAUUUACCUCAAAGUUUCUCAAUGGAUCUUGAUCCAAACCAAACUAACAAUGUUUCCUCUGAGAGAUCAAAAUUGAAAGCUAAAGAGCCGGUGAUCUUGAAAAUCCACAAACACCAUUUUAAGGAGAUGGUUCAUCGCCUCACCGGCUCAACCUGUGGUCGUCGUUUCGACAUGUUACGUCCUCCGCCAUUCGUUGUUAACAAUAGCCCACCAAGUGCCUCUCGUAUUACUACACAACGUCCUUAUCGAUUUCCUACGGUCCCGACUAUGACCGAUCCCAUGAUCACCUCAACGGUUGAAUCACUCAACACUCGACCUCCGUCUCCACCGUCUCUUCCUCGAGAGAAAGAUUCGGUGGAAGCGCGAGUGAUGGAAGACGAUAUGAACCAGGAACAGUUACAUGGGUCUAUGUUGCCUCCCCUGUUCGUAAAUGGUGAUGAGUGCCAACAACAAGAGAGCAUUCCUCCUCCACCAGUUCCAGCGAACAUUACACCACCACCAGUUCCAGCGAACAUUACACCACCACCAGUUCCGACAAGUGCACCGUUCGGUUUUUUUGAGUGGGUUAUGUCUCCUGAUAAUCUACAAACGGAGAACAUUCAACAACCACCACUUCCGACGACUUUACCGUCCGGAUCAUUAGAUUGGGCCAAUUCUAUGACCGAUCUACUAUCCGAGGGCAUUCCUCCACCAGUUCAGGUGACUUCACCGGACGAAUCUUUAUAUUGGCAGUUGCCAGAAUCUCUGAACGGUCCACUCUCUCCGAGCUUGAUGUUGUCUCCAGUUCAACGUUCUCCGGAAAAUUCACUGUUAGGGAGUGUAGACUUGCCAAAUCCUCUCAACAAUAUACGACCAGAGAAUGUUCCACCACAAGUUUCGGCAGCUUCACCGUUAUGGAGUCUAGACUGCCCCAUACAAUCAGAGAACGUUCUACCGUUAGUUUCAGCGACUUCACCGUUAGACUGGCCAAAUCCUCAGAACAAUCUACAACCAGAGAACGUUCCACCACUGGUUCCGGCGACUUCACCGUCAAUGAGUCUAGACUUUCCUAACUUUCAGAACACUCCACCACAAGUUCUGGUGACUUCCUCGUUAGACUGGCCAAAUCCUCAAAACAAUCUACAACCAGAUAACGUUCUACCGGUGACUUCGCCGCUAGAUUGGACACCAAAUCAACUAGAGAACUAUGUACAACUAGAGAACGUUCCACCACUAGUUCCGGAGAAUUUACCGUUAGACUUGCCAAAUCCUCAGAAUAAUCUACAACCAGAGAACGUUCCACCAUUGGUUCCAGAGACUUUACCGUUAAUGAGUGUAGAUUUGCCCAAUUUUCAGAACACUCCACCACCAGUUCCGGUGACUUCUCCGUUAGGGAAUCUAGAGUGGCCUUUUCACCGAUCAAUAUACCUUACCUGA
Arabidopsis thaliana (thale cress) is the source of this 1443-nucleotide messenger RNA. Its product is annotated as hydroxyproline-rich glycoprotein family protein. The record is from RefSeq and is marked reviewed. NCBI's taxonomy places the organism in Eukaryota, Viridiplantae, Streptophyta, Magnoliopsida, Brassicales, Brassicaceae. The transcript has a single exon. Bases 1 to 1443 code for a protein of 480 amino acids.